Lutzomyia longipalpis is the source of this 3520-nucleotide messenger RNA. RefSeq names its product transcription initiation factor IIB (gene TfIIB). The record is from RefSeq and is a predicted model, not a curated record. Gene Ontology annotation, cellular component: nucleus; transcription preinitiation complex. Gene Ontology annotation, biological process: transcription initiation at RNA polymerase II promoter; transcription preinitiation complex assembly. NCBI's taxonomy places the organism in Eukaryota, Metazoa, Arthropoda, Insecta, Diptera, Psychodidae. The transcript has 3 exons. Gene Ontology annotation, molecular function: TBP-class protein binding; RNA polymerase II general transcription initiation factor activity. The coding region runs from base 179 to 1129 and encodes 316 amino acids.
ACAAUUUCUAUUACCGCUAGAUGGCGAUUGAGUAGACGUCAGAGUGACGUUGUGUUUGGAAAGUUUUUUAUAUUGUGGAAAAAAAUAAUGCAAUAGAAAAGUUUUGCUUUAUUUUGAGGAGAAAUAAUUGGUAUUGAAACCCCAAAACGUACUCUAAGGGCAAAAGAGUACCCCCACAAUGGCGAGUACAUCGAGGUGUGACAUCUCCAACAAGGUGGUGUGUCCGGAACAUCCGGAGGCGCCACUCAUUGAGGACUACCGUGCUGGUGAUAUGAUUUGCUCGGAAUGCGGGCUUGUUGUUGGUGACAGAGUGAUCGAUGUGGGUUCUGAGUGGCGUACAUUCAGUAAUGAAAAGUCAGGAGUUGAUCCCAGUCGAGUGGGAGGUCCGGAGAAUCCACUGCUAAGUGGUGGAGACCUGUCAACGAUGAUUGGACCCGGAACAGGUCCGGCCUCAUUUGAUGCAUUUGGUGCCUCAAAAUAUCAAAAUCGUCGCACAAUGAGUAGCUCAGAUCGUGCCUUGAUUGCUGCCUUCAAGGAGAUCUCCACAAUGGCUGAUCGAAUAAAUCUGCCCAAAACAAUUGUCGACCGGGCUAAUAAUCUAUUCAAGCAGGUACACGACGGGAAGAACCUCAAGGGACGCUCAAAUGACGCCAAAGCGUCAGCAUGCCUGUACAUUGCGUGCCGACAGGAGGGUGUUCCGCGUACAUUCAAGGAGAUUUGUGCCGUGAGUAAGAUCAGCAAGAAGGAGAUUGGCAGAUGCUUUAAGCUCACACUGAAAGCCUUGGCAACGUCUGUGGAUCUCAUAACCACAGCUGAUUUCAUGUCGCGCUUCUGCUCGAAUCUCGAUCUGCCUAAUAUGGUACAGCGCGCCGCGACGCAUAUUGCCCGAAAAGCCGUCGAAAUGGACAUUGUACCCGGAAGAUCGCCCAUCUCCGUGGCAGCGGCGGCCAUCUAUAUGGCAUCACAGGCGUCUGAGCACAAGAAGAGCCAAAAGGAAAUUGGAGAUAUUGCUGGUGUGGCUGAUGUCACCAUCAGACAAUCCUAUAAGCUCAUGUACCCACAUGCCGUGAAGCUAUUCCCUGAGGAUUUCCGCUUCACAACACCCAUCGACCAAUUGCCGCAGAUGUAGAGAGAAGGCGCGGAGCGAUACGCAUCCCGGCAAGUUCUUGUACAAUUUAUUUACAAAUUGCAAUAUCCGCCAGAAUCGUCUACUCUAUUCCCUCAGAAAAAAAAAUUUCCUCCCCUUUUUUUGAUAAAAUUCGCGAUAAAUGUUAUUUUUUUGCAACUUCUGAUAGCAUUUAUGUGGAACGAUUCGAUUGAAUGUGCUCUAAUUGAUUGAAUUUAUGUUUUGAUGCAGUUUUUCUCUGCAAUUCUUUUUAUUGGAGGGCUACUUAGGGGUAUUCACGCAAAGCUUUUGUAAAGUCUCGUAAAGGGCAGGAAUUUGAAUAACGAAAAAAAAACACUUUAAUUUACUUUUAGCCUUGGAUUUAUUGAAUUUUAAAAAGCCUAGAAUUGCGAACUUAUAUGGAAAUUUAGGACAAAAGUCAGAAAGUCCUUUUUGGAAUAACUUAAUUCGUCAUUUUAUGAAGGAAAAUCCGGUUAAAGGAAUUCACUGGAAAUGUUCAAACAACGAAAACUAAAAAUAGAAAAGUUAGAUUGAGUUUUGCUAUUAGGAUCAAAUCCUACAUAGAAUUGGUAAGAAAAUAAUCCAAAAGUUUCCAUAAACUUUUCCUAAUGUGGUGAAAAAGAAGAAUAAAAAAAAACUUUAAAAAUAAAAGAAAUCUACUUAAAAAUUAGCUUCUAAGGAUGUUCUUUGUCACAGUAUUUGAUUGGAUUCGGUUGAAUUUCAAAAGGAUUAAAAUUUUAAGUUUUAUGACUACUUAACACUCACUCAUACAUUACAGAUAAUUAUUUUAUUGAUUUUCUUAAGUUGAAGAAAUAUUAAAAAAAAGAUCUUAAUAACAGAAGAUAUCUCAAAAAGAACUUCUGGAAAUUUUCAAAGUAAUUCAACUUAAACUUGUUGUGCAACAUCAAGAAAACUUCUAUUCAGAAAGGAAAAUGUGUAAAAAUCAUUUAAAAUUAAUUAAGAAAUUAAUUAUUUUUCAACAAUAAGAGCUUUACGUUGAUUUUUAACAACUCUUCCACAUUAUUUUGCAACUCUUUUAUUAAAAUUCAAAUUAAAAUAUUGCAAAAUACUGUGUACCAGACUUUAGUAAAGUUGUUUAAUGUUUUAUUUAAAUGAAAUAAAUAAUAUUCAAUUGAAUACAAAUUAUUUGUUUGGCAAGCUGAAUUAUUUACUGGCCAAAUGAAUAAUUUGUACUGACAGAAAUAUUUCUAUUUUUACUUGAGAUUUAUACAUUACGCAAAAUUUCAAUGAAUUCCCCUAUUUAUACAAGAAGAAAAAAAAAUUCAAAGAAAAUAUGAAAAAUAGAAUUAAAAAAAAAACAAUUCCUUGUUUUUAAAUAAAAUAAAACACAAAAAAAACUGCUUGAUAAAACAAUUCAACAAUGUUUUGUGGUUUAUUUUGAGGCCACAGUGUGUGUACAACCUUCAGUCGAGGGGGAAAAACAAGUGAAAGCAAAUUGAUAUUGUCUUAAAGAAUUUUAUUUAUUCUUUCGUCUAUAAAUGGGAAUUAAUUAUAUUCUUUUUUUUAUUCUCUCGUGUUUUUUUUUUGUAUUAUUUCUUUGGCCUCAAAAGUUACUUCAAAACCUUCUUAUUUUCUUUAUUUAAAUUUUCUUUUGAUACUCCUUCAUUGGAUUCCAAAUCGCAAUCCGACGAUAUAAAUGCUAUUCAGUGAUUAGAAGAUAUGAGAGACAUCCUUUUUUAUACAUCUAAAAAUUUCCUGUUUUUUUUUCUUAAAAAAAAAAGUUUAAAAAAAUGAUAAAAAUUGUGCGCGUGUGUGUGUAAAUGAGGCCUUAAGUCUUGUUAAAUCCUUUUCUUUUUUUUUCUUUUUCCUUCUUAUUUAAGAAGGAUAAUAAAUUCAGAGCAAAAUUAAUCGUAUACGUUCGUGUUGUAGGUUUAAAAUUAAAAAAAGUGAAGAAGAAAAAAAUCAUGAAUUUCUCUUGGAUAAAAAAAAAAACAAAAAUGCAAAAUUUCGGUGUUUAGGAUUACAUUAUUAUAUAGAUAUUUUAAUAAGUGAUUUUUUCUUCUGUGAGCAAAAAUUAGAAGCUCUAUUUUUCCACUUUUUUUUCUCUGAGAGUGUUUUUUUGUUUAUUUUAAUUUUAUACAGACAUCAUGAAAAAAGCUCUGAUGUGAGUGAGAGGGAAUGUUCGUUUUUUUAUAUAUUGAUAAGAAAAAACAACCUCCUCUCCCUUUCUACAUACUAAAGCAUUCUCCCACUCACCAUUCAGAGUUGAGACACUCUGAUGAACUUUUUUUUUCUUUCUAUAUAGGACUAAGGAUAAAGUUUAAUAAAUAUAUAUUAUCUAUAUAAUAUUCUAAAGGAAAGAAAAAAAAAUCUGUGACAUUGUUCAAAAUGAGGAUAUAAUCACUGAAUAAACAAAAUGGAAUAUACAAGAAA